AUGUCUGCUUCUUUCACUCGCCUGGCGGGCAAUGCGCCCAAAAGGCUUUCUCUCCGCCCCUCCACUUUCAGACACACUGCCAUCCCCAGAUCCCGUUCGAUAGCAACCUCUCUUCCCCGUCAAUAUGCCGAGCCCACCAGCUACCAGGCCACCAGACUCGUCCCGACUGACCCGACCUUCACAUCUUUGGCCAACAAGGGAGCUGCCGAAGAGCCCGACACUGCCGCCGCUCUCGAGUCCGAGGCCGAAGGGGUCAACCGCAAGAUUCGUCACUACACUGUCAACUUCGGUCCCCAGCAUCCCGCUGCUCACGGUGUGCUUCGAUUGAUUCUGGAGCUCAAUGGCGAAGAGAUCGUCCGUUCCGACCCCCACGUCGGAUUGCUUCACCGUGGUACCGAGAAGUUGAUUGAGUACAAGACCUACAUGCAGGCUUUGCCGUACUUCGACCGAUUGGACUAUGUCUCCAUGAUGACAAACGAGCAGUGCUUUGCUUUGGCUGUCGAGAAGUUGCUGAACGUUGAGAUCCCCGAGAGAGCCAAGUGGAUCCGGACAUUGUUUGGAGAGAUGACCCGAAUUCUUAACCACCUCAUGUCUGUUCUUUCUCACGCUAUGGAUGUUGGUGCUUUGACGCCUUUCCUGUGGGGUUUCGAAGAGCGUGAGAAGCUCAUGGAAUUCUACGAGCGAGUUUCCGGUGCCCGUCUCCACGCUGCCUACGUCCGCCCUGGUGGUGUGUCGCAAGAUCUUCCCAUUGGUCUUCUUGAUGAUAUCUACCAAUGGGCUACCCAGUUCGGUGACCGCAUCGAUGAGACUGAGGAACUGCUGACAGAUAACCGUAUCUGGAAGGCCAGAACCCAGGGUGUUGGUGUCGUCAAGGCCGCCGACGCUCUGAACAUGAGUUUCACUGGUGUCAUGCUCCGUGGAUCUGGUGUGCCAUGGGAUAUCCGCAAGUCUCAGCCAUAUGACGCUUACGACCAGGUCGAGUUUGACGUUCCCGUUGGUGUCAACGGUGACUGCUAUGACCGUUAUCUGUGCCGUAUGGAGGAGUUCCGUCAGUCCCUCCGCAUCAUCCACCAGUGCCUGAACAAGAUCACACCCGGUCCCGUUCGCGUUGAGGACUACAAGAUCUCGCCCCCUCCCCGUGCCGCCAUGAAGGAGAACAUGGAGGCUCUCAUCCACCACUUCCUUCUGUUCACCAAGGGUUACUCUGUCCCCCCUGGCGAGACCUACUCUGCCAUUGAGGCCCCCAAGGGUGAGAUGGCUGUGUUCUUGGUCAGUGACGGUAGCGAGAGACCUUACCGCUGCAAGAUCCGUGCUCCUGGAUUUGCUCACUUGGGUGGAUUCGACCAAGUAUCGCGUGGUCACCUUUUGGCUGACGCUGUCGCUAUUAUCGGAACAAUGGAUCUUGUGUUCGGUGAAGUCGACAGGUAG
This is a messenger RNA of Aspergillus wentii DTO 134E9, 1428 nucleotides long. RefSeq names its product NADH-quinone oxidoreductase subunit D. The transcript has 3 exons. Lineage: Eukaryota; Fungi; Ascomycota; Eurotiomycetes; Eurotiales; Aspergillaceae. Gene Ontology annotation, biological process: mitochondrial electron transport, NADH to ubiquinone. Gene Ontology annotation, molecular function: NAD binding; quinone binding; NADH dehydrogenase (ubiquinone) activity. The coding region runs from base 1 to 1428 and encodes 475 amino acids. The record is from RefSeq and is a predicted model, not a curated record.